AUGGUUCAAAAUGCUGAUUUAGUUAAUUAUCUUGGUUAUCCUCAUAAAGGUGCCAAUCAACUUUCGAUUAUUAAAGAACCCAAGUGGUAUGUAUGUAUUUCUCAUUAUUGUUGUUGUUGUCGUUUAUUUCUAGGACACUGUGGUCAUACAAGUCCCUGUGAACAAUUGUGUUACGAAAUCCAUGAUGGCAUGUACGAAUGUGAUUGCAUCGAAGGUUAUGAACUCAAUAAAAACGGUUAUAGCUGUCAAGUGAUAAAUUCAAGUGGCAGCGGUGAUGGUCAUAGUAAAUCUGAUGAAGAUGUCCUGUACCAGAAGGGUGCUUCAUUCAGUGCCAAGUUGGCCAAUAAUGAUAACAAUGAUGACAAUCACUUAACAUCUGGUUAUUCAUCGUCAUCAGGCUUAUCCUCAGGCUCAUUGUCGUCUUCAUCAUCCCUGUCUGGGGAAUCGGGUGAAGAAGUAGAUAUGGAUGACUCAAAUUAUCUCAAUGACGAUUUGGACACAUUGUCUGCCCAAAGGCAAAAACUCAAUUCUAAUGAUUAUUACAUAUCAAACGAAAGUAGUGGUGGCAUAGAUGCUGGUGGUGGCGCUGGCUACGAGCAGAGCAAUAACAACAAUCCCGAUAUAAUCGACCAACAACAUGUGGUGACAAUGUCAACCACAAAACCAUUAAAUCUCUUGCUCUAUCGCUACCGACAAAGGGACCAACAACAAUCAAUAGCUGGCAGUUCAACCGCAACUACAACAUCAUCUCCCUCGCCAGCAGCAGUAGCCACAGCGACCACCUCAACCACCACAACGGAUGUUAUAUCAAAUAGCAAUAUUGAUGAUUUAGAUGAUUACUAUUCUAAACAGGACAUGUCAAUCUAUGAUGAUGUCAACAACAAUCAAUUAAAUUUAAGACCUAUCAGUCAUUCAACAUAUCAGCAACAGUCGCAGCAGCAGCAGCAACACCAUAUUAAAGUAAGAGUACCCAAAUUUUCAAAACACUCAUGGUUGGCCUUUCCCGCCUUAAGAGGAGCUUACAAACAUGUACAAUUACGUAUAGAAUUCCGUCCUGAAUCAUUUAAUGGUAUAAUACUGUUAAGUGGAGAACGUGAUGAUUUAACGGGAGAUUUUAUGGCCCUAUUGUUAAAUAAAGGCUUUGUGGAAUUCUGGUUCGAUUGCGGCAGCGGUGCUGGCAGUGUUCGCUCUCGUGAAACUAUACUAUUAAAUGAAUGGAAUUCUGUGAUUAUCUAUCGGCACAGAUGGGAUGCUUGGUUGGUAUUGAAUCAUGGCACCAAAGUUCAAGGCAGAUCAAAUGGUCUUUUCUCCAGAAUUACUUUCAGGGAGCCAGUAUUUUUAGGUGGUACGGGUAAUAUUACAGGCUUAGCAAAUCGUUUGCCCAUAACAACCGGUUUUUUGGGAUGCAUAAGACGUUUUGUUGCCAAUGAACAUGAUUAUAAAUUUGAAGAACAUCCUCUAGGAGAUGUAGUCAAGGGAUUUGAUAUACAGGAUUGUGUUACCGAUAAAUGUUUUAAAUAUCCUUGUCAACAUGGCGGCAAGUGUUUGCCCUCAGACCAAGGAGCAGUUUGUUUGUGUCCUAUAGGUUUUGUAGGCGAUUUAUGUGAAAUACGAAUGGACUUACAGGUUCCCGCUUUCAAUGGUUCCUCCUUUUUGCGUUAUGCUCCUUUGGGUGAUAGCGCUUUAAUAUGGUUAGAGUUAAAGGUAAUUCUUAAACCAGAGUUGUCUGAUGGCUUAAUAUUGUAUUCGGGUCCCAAGCGUCAUGGCGACUUUAUAGCUUUGGCUUUGAGUAAUGGCUUUGUAGAGUUUACUUUUGAUUUGGGUAGUGGACCUGCUGUAGUAAGGAGCCAGUACCCUUUAAGUAUUGGUCAGUGGCAUACCAUCAAAGUGUCACGCACUGCAAGAUUAGCAGUUUUAAAGAUUGACCAAAUGCCAGAAGUAAUGACUAUAUCUUCAAAUGGUUUUUGGCACUUAUCUUUGCCAGAAAAUCUCUUCGUAGGUGGUGUAAAUCAUGUUGACAAAUUACCAAUGGAUUUGAAAAAUAAACCUUUCUUUAUGGGUUGUAUACAACGUAUUGAAAUAAAUGGGCAUUCACUGGCAAUUGUGUCUGAAGCCUUGGGAGGCUCUAAUAUAGGCAAUUGUCCGCAUGCUUGUGUGGCAAGACCUUGUGGUCCAUUGGCAGAAUGUGUGCCACAAAUGGAGAGUUAUGAGUGUCGUUGUAGUGCCUACAAUGCCCAAUGCAAUAAAGAGGCCGAAGUAUCGAUAGAAGAAUUACAAAAGAAUAAGGCAUUAGCCAAGAGUAAACAGCAUGGCACACACAAUGACUUGAACGACAGGGAAAACUACAAACAACAACUGCAACAGCAGCAACAUCGAAAGGGUAUUAACCAUAAGAAAUUUAAAAAGCAACAGCAAAUGAUGUGGCACAAGCAGCAGCAACAACAUAGCAAAACCACACAAAAAACCAAGUUAACAACCACAGAAAGAGCAACAACAAUGUCUACUACAACUACUACAACAACCACAACUGCCGCACCAACAACAACAACAUUAAAUUGGCAAGGAUUCAACAAUAUGCCAGAAGACAACUUUAUGUUUGAUGAGGUGCCGGAAGCAUUGCAACACAUUUUAGACAAAGUAAAUAACGAUAAUCGAGCAAAUGAUGAAGACUUAGAUUUGGACGAUGAGGAGGAGGAUGCUAUGGAUGAUGAUGAUUUAGAUGAAAUCGAGGAUGAUAUUAUAUUCCGUGACAUUAAAGCUAUGCAUGAAAAGCAACAGCAAGAACAGCAACUUGAGCUGCAGCAACAAAAGUUAAACAGAGCAACAAAAGAUGUUUUAAAUAAAUCAAAAAGCAACGUAAAAUUACAACGAAACCGCAACAAACGUAAACAUUCGCCAACAACUUCUAGCACAACUACAACAACCACCACAACAACUACAACAACACCACAACCAAUAGCAUUUAACGCUAAAAAAUAUCUACACAACCCAAAACAGUUUGACACCAAACCAGAUCCUCAUCAUAAGACACCCAUUAUGGAUAAACCACAACAUAAAUUAAGUCGUUUACCCACACACUACGAAAGCUUUCAGACCAAUACGGGAAGUGACAUUUUAACCUUUGAUGACCCCAUGGCUUUGGAAAAACAGUGGCAGGAAUAUGAACAAGUGUCAAGAGAGAUAAUGCAGGAACAGGAAAUGAACUUAGAAUCAAAUGAAGAUAACGAUGAAUUUGAUAAUACAGAUAACGAUGAUGACGACUGGGAGGAGCCUACAACUCCAGCAGUGGAAACACAAAAAGAAGAAACUUUUGUAAUGGAUGAAUCGCUAUUUGAUGAUAACGAUGGCACCGAGGACUAUCAACGCAAACAGCUGGCUCAGGAUAUGAAACGUAUUAUGGCCAAUACCAAGGGUCCCUAUGUGCCCAAACAACCUAGAUUGAUUAUAACCGAAUAUGACUAUAGUAAUGAACACUUUGAGACGAAUAGUGCAGACAAUGAAGAACAAGAAAAGAAAUCCUCCCAAUUGGAUAACACCCAAACCCAUACCGAUUGGAGUUUACUGAGUAAAUUCGAUUUACCCUCUAAUCAAAAUCAUCCCAUAGGUGUACGUAAGAAUUUUGGCGCCUGUUUCGCCGGUCAGGAUAGCUAUUUCCAUUACAAUGAUGCCGAGACUAUGAGUCAAAUCAUUAGCUAUAAUAUCGAUUUGAAUUUGAGAAUAAAGACGAGAUCGGAGAAUGGUGUUAUUCUGUGGACUGGUCGAGUGGGCACUACGGAUCAGGACAGUGAUGAUUAUUUAUCGCUGGGCAUCGAGGAUGGUUAUCUACACUUCCGCUAUAACUUGGGUUCUGGUGAAGUGGACAUACGUUUUAAUACCACCAAAGUUAGUGAUGGUCUCUGGCAUCGUGUGCGUGCCCUAAGAGACUCUCAGGAGGGUUAUUUAGAAGUGGAUGGUCGCAAGAGUCUAACCUUGCGAUCACCGGGUAAAUUACGUCAAUUAAACACCGAUACAGGUUUAUAUGUUGGUGGCAUGCCCGACGCCAGUUACUUUACACGCCGAAGAUAUUCCAGCGGUAUUGUUGGCUGCAUAUCAGAAAUCGUCCUAGCUGGAGAGUUAAAAAUGAACUUUGAUCCCAAUACAUUGGGGACGGCACACAAUGUUGAAACAGGCAUACUUUGAAACGUCCACUCGACGUUUCCUAACACUUGAUAUUAGUUUAAAUGAUUUUUUUUUAGAUUUUUAUUUGCAUAUAUAGAACAA
This is a messenger RNA of Lucilia cuprina (Australian sheep blowfly), 4260 nucleotides long. RefSeq lists its product as uncharacterized. Gene Ontology annotation, molecular function: calcium ion binding. The record is from RefSeq and is a predicted model, not a curated record. The coding region runs from base 1 to 4179 and encodes 1392 amino acids. NCBI's taxonomy places the organism in Eukaryota, Metazoa, Arthropoda, Insecta, Diptera, Calliphoridae. The transcript has 15 exons.